Penicillium pulvis is the source of this 825-nucleotide messenger RNA. Its product is annotated as phytanoyl-CoA dioxygenase family protein. Lineage: Eukaryota; Fungi; Ascomycota; Eurotiomycetes; Eurotiales; Aspergillaceae. The transcript has 3 exons. The record is from RefSeq and is a predicted model, not a curated record. Bases 1 to 825 code for a protein of 274 amino acids.
AUGGAUAACUUCAAGUACCCCCUGACACCAGAGCAGCUUCAAAGCUUCCAGAGAAAUGGAUACCUGCUGGUUCGCGGUUUCUUCUCCGAGCCCGAGGCCAAGACACUCCAGCAAUGGGCACAGGAAGUGCAUGACUUGCCCCGCACUGCCGAUGUUCCUUGGAUGCCUUACGAGGAAGUGAACGGCAAGGGUGACCGUGUGUUGUGUCGCACGGAGAACUUCGCGAACUCCCACGCAGGUUUCGACAGCUUCCUGCGCGGAGAGCGGGCGGCGAGCAUGUUACAGCAGUUGGCGGGUGAGGAGAUGCUUCUUUUCAAGGAGAAGAUCAACUACAAGCUUGCUGGAAGUGGCGGCUUUGACCCCCACAUUGAUGCCAACGCGUACACCCACGUGAAGAACAUUAAGCAUCUCACGAUUCUCGCCGCAGUUGAUGAGAUGACAUCUGAGAAUGGAGGUCUGGAAGUUGUCAACGGCAGCCACCGUAUGCAAAUUCCUCUGGGUAGUGACCGUUGCAUUGAACCCGAAUGGGUGCAAAGCAACACCUGGACUUCAUGCGACUUGUUGCCUGGUGACAUUCUGGUCUUCGGCUCCUACUUGGCUCACCGCAGUGGCGCCAACACUAGUACCAAGGACCGACGGGCUAUCUACGCCACUUACAACUGCGCGACUGAGGGAAACCUCCAUGAUCAGUACUAUUCCGAUCGCCGGAACCUCUGGCCUGCGACGCACAUGCGUAAAGAGGGUGUUGAUUACGAGGAGGGUCGCGUGCGCUAUGCUUUCGGCUCACCGAUGUUGACAGUGGAACCGAAUGGUGUUUCGGCUUGA